CUAUGGUCUAAAAGAACAGUGUCAGUAGAUUGUCCUGGAUUCUAUUGUGGAUUAUUUCAGCAACUGAAGACAAGAACCAGGAACAGAAAUGUCAACUGCAAACUGUGAAAUAAGCAGCAUCUUUAGCAACAUCUUUACCACCAUGUACCCAGUGGUGCCAGCCAAUAUGAUGCCAACACAUGACAAAUUUCUUUCGAUGGGUAGUUCUGAGAUGAACAUUGAGCUAACAGCAGCAGAACCAUCUGGCUGGGCUCAAGAUUUGCCAGCUAUGUGGUCCCAGCAACAGGUCAUGGACUGGAUUGGAUACCACGUUGAGCAGAAUAAGUGGGAUGCCAGUACCAUAGACCUGACCCAGUGUGAGAUGGAUGGGCAACAACUGUGUCAGCUGAGCAGGGAAGAUAUGACCAACAUGUUCGGAGGACUUGGGGACAAGCUGUAUGAUCAUUUAUGCCUGCUCAGAGAAUGGCCAUCUUCUCAGACAACGGAUUCAUGCGGCUCAGGAAUGGGAGAAUUCCAUGCUUCUUCUUAUGACUGGGAUUUGAUCUAUGAUGUUCUGAAAAAUGAGGAAAAUAUGCAUGUUAAAUCGGAAAUAGAUGAAGAUGAUAAUUGCUGUGGGCAAACUUUUAACACGUACGACCCUGGCUAUUACUCUGAUCCAAUUUCUCCAGCCAGUUCUGAGUCCUGUGGCUCAGAACAAUUCAAAACUUUUAAGAAAACUGAUGGGGGACCCAAUAAGAGAAGGCGGGGAAGACCACGAAAACUGAACUCUGACAGUAGAGAUAUCCUGGAGACAAAGAAAAGCAAACAUUCUGCACGUGGAACCCACCUGUGGGAGUUUAUUCGGGAUAUUCUGCUACAUCCUGAGUUGAAUGAGGGUCUACUGAAGUGGGAAGAUCGUUCAGAAGGGGUCUUUAAAUUCUUGCGCUCUGAAGCUGUGGCCCAACUCUGGGGGCAAAAGAAGAAGAACACAAGUAUGACAUACGAGAAGCUUAGUCGCGCAAUGAGAUAUUACUAUAAGAGAGAAAUUCUGGAGCGGGUUGAUGGGCGCAGACUGGUGUACAAAUUCGGGAAGAACUCCAGUGGGUGGAGACUAGGAGAAAAGGGAACUCUUGGAAGCUAAGCUCAGGCAUCAAGCAAUAUGCAGAUAGUAGCAGGCUCAUUCAGGAUACAGAGUGUUUCUUGAGGGACCUUCCUGGGUCCAUGUAUAUGUCAGACUCCGACCUUUUUUGAAGGACAUUUGUAGCACCAUUUUUACGGUGCCUGUAACUUAAGCUGAUAAUUUAGCUUCAGUAGGUUAUUGUAAACCAUUUUUUUACUUAUUUUUGUAAUAUUGAUAAUGUAAAUAUCUCUAGUGUAGUAAAGACGUCAGUCUCAGGAAAAGAACAGUGUUUCUCGACGGAAGGACUGGAAAUAGUGCAGGUCACUAUAAAACAGUAGUCAAAUCCAUUUAUAAACUAAAAAUCAGCAUAGUUAAGUUCCAUUUGCUGUCCCUUAGAGACAGUUAUCUCUUAACUGCUCCUGAAUAAUAUACAUAUUGGGACAGAAGACUCCUAACAUACAUACAUACUGUACAUACAUACAUACAUACAUACAUAGAGAGAUGACAUAAUUACUUUAUAUAAAUAUAUUCAGAGAUGGCAGAAGCUCUGUUUAUUCCUAGAAAAUUGUAAUGUAAACGUUUUUUCACUGUAACAGCAAUACAUUUGUGGAACUAAUUACAUGAGGAGAUAGUAAGUGAGUAUAUAUGUAAAUAAAAAUGAACUAUGCAUUCAUGGUGUCUACCUAAUGCAUCAAUUUUAGAAAUCCUUUAAUUAGGUACUAUACCUAUCUGAGACAUGAUGCUGUGAAUAACUAUUUUUGUAAUUAAUAAAUCAUUUUAGUGUAAAUAAUGUCAUACUAAAAUUAAUAUUUGUCAGGUGAUUUUUUUUUCUAAAGCACUUAUAAAAUAUUUCAGUAACUGUUAAAAGUUUUCUUUUUUAUAUGUAUCUGUACAGCUGGGCUGGCAAAUUUAUUCUCCAUGUUUGAAAUUGUUUAUAGACAUUAACAUUUAUUUUUUAUAAUAGUUUCUCUAUUAAAACAAAAAUAAAAUGUAUAUUAUGUUGCUGAAGAAUUGUCAGUAAAAUAAUAAAAAAGUUAUAUAUAAAUGUAUUGGUUUUAUAUUUAAUAAAUAUCUAAUCAGAA
Molecule: messenger RNA, 2181 nt
Organism: Bombina bombina (fire-bellied toad)
Lineage: Eukaryota; Metazoa; Chordata; Amphibia; Anura; Bombinatoridae
Gene: ELF3
Product: E74 like ETS transcription factor 3
Exons: 9
Coding region: 89-1120 (343 amino acids)
Biological process (GO): cell differentiation; regulation of transcription by RNA polymerase II
Cellular component (GO): nucleus
Molecular function (GO): DNA-binding transcription factor activity, RNA polymerase II-specific; sequence-specific DNA binding
Source: RefSeq, a predicted model, not a curated record